CCUGCAGCGACUGCUCAGCACCGUGGCAUGCAUGCAUGAAAGAUGAGCAUCUCUAUCUCGUCGUUGCCACGGCGCGCGCCACGCGCCAGGAAAAACCGGCACCGCCCAGAGAAAAGCACUGCACUCGUGCCCCCAUUCCAUUUCAGUUGCUACUCACUAGAGUUAACACCACGUCGUGUCACACUGUCUCAGUUGAGCCCGUCACGUUGCGCCGGCGAGGUCGCGAGCCACGGCACAGAGACGCAGCCACGUGCCAAGAAUGGCCUGCUCGUCGUCGCAGCGGGGCGGCGAGCUCAUCCUGGCCGCCUCCCACGGCCUGCCGAUCGCCGCCUACGACGCGCUGACGGGCGACGUCGUGGCCGAGUUCCCGGCCGCCAACACGCCGCGGCACGGCCUCGCUGUCGCCGCCGGCCCGGGCACGGCGAUCGUCGCGGCGUCCCACGUCUGCCCCGCCACGGGCGCCGGCUCGAUCCGUCUCCUCCGGUGGUGGUCCCCGGCUCCCGCACACGAGCUGCCUGUCCCCGAGCCCGUCGCGCCGCUCGUGGCGACCCCCUACGGCUCCCACCUCCUAGCAGGCGGCGUGUCCGGGCGCGUGCACGCCGUCGCACUCCCGUCCGGCGACGUCGCAUGCUCCUUACGCGCCCACACCGGCGGCGCCGUCUCCUGCCUCGCGCUCAACGACGACGGCUCGCUCCUCGUCUCCGGCGGCGACAACGGCGGGGUGGCCGUGUUCCCGCUGCUAAGCGUCCUGGACGUCGACGCCGCGAACAACGCCUCCACCGACCUCGCCGUCUACCGUAUCGCCGCGCACGUCGCACCCGUGACCUGCGUCGCGUGCGGGCACGGCGGGAGCAACGCCGUCGUCGCAUCGGCCUCCACCGAUGGCACGUGCAAGGUCUGGAGACUGGCGGACGGCAGCCACCUCCGGACCCUCUCGCUCCCGUGCACCGUGCUCUCCAUUGCCCUUGACCCCACAAGCUUCAACCUCUACGCCGGCGGCUCAGACGGCCGCAUCCACGUCGCGUCCCUCAACUCCCCGGGCUCGAACACCGUGAAGACCACACCGCAGCACGCAACCAACAGCACCAACGACGCCGCGCUCAUCGGGGUGGCCAUUGCCAACGAGUGCAAGAACCUGGUGUCGUGCUCCGAGGACGGCGAGGUGAGGGUGUGGGACCUCACACACGGGCUACUCCUCGCCAACACGUUUUGGAUCAGAGGCGCGGUCAGCGGCGUGGUGGUGGUCAAGAGGCUCCCCGGCGAGCUGGUCAGGGGCGGCGGCGAGGGGUUCAGGGUUCACGACGACGUGGCUUGGACGAGGACACGCGAGGUGGCGGAGAUGAACCAGAUGUUGCGCUCGUCGGAGGAGGACAAGGCGAGGUCCGUGGAGCUGAUCGAGAUGAAUGUCGACAACUACAAGCGGUGCCUGCGGCUGGUGCUCCGGGAGGUGAACGCCGUUGCCAACGGCCGCCGUAAUGGCAUCAAAGACGGCAAUGUCAGUGAUUGA
Messenger RNA from Phragmites australis (common reed), 1507 nucleotides. RefSeq names its product protein ROOT INITIATION DEFECTIVE 3-like. Gene Ontology annotation, cellular component: nuclear pre-replicative complex. The transcript has a single exon. NCBI's taxonomy places the organism in Eukaryota, Viridiplantae, Streptophyta, Magnoliopsida, Poales, Poaceae. The record is from RefSeq and is a predicted model, not a curated record. The coding region runs from base 260 to 1507 and encodes 415 amino acids. Gene Ontology annotation, biological process: rRNA processing; DNA-templated DNA replication. Gene Ontology annotation, molecular function: protein binding.